Messenger RNA from Prunus armeniaca (apricot), 387 nucleotides. Lineage: Eukaryota; Viridiplantae; Streptophyta; Magnoliopsida; Rosales; Rosaceae. The record is from the annotation of a GenBank genome assembly.
AUGGCAGCAGCAGCAGCAGCAACAACAUCAAAUUCUGCAGAUUCAUUUCCCAAUCUAAGAAUCAUAGUGGAAAGCAAUCCCUCUGAGUCGCGCUUAUCUGAGUUGGGCAUUAACUCAUGGCCCAAAUGGGGGUGUCCACCGGGGAAGUACACACUCAAGUUUGACGCAGCAGAGACAUGUUAUCUGGUAAAAGGCAAAGUGAAGGUAUAUCCUAAGAAAGCAGCAGCCUCCUCCUCAUCAUCUUCAUCUCAUCAUCAUCAUCAUCAGGAUGUUGUUGAGUUUGUAGAGUUUGGUGCAGGGGACCUUGUCACCAUCCCCAAAGGCCUUAGUUGCACUUGGGACGUCUCCGUUGCCGUUGAUAAGCACUACAAAUUCGACUCUUCAUGA